Gekko japonicus is the source of this 1422-nucleotide messenger RNA. Its product is annotated as ZW10 interactor-like. NCBI's taxonomy places the organism in Eukaryota, Metazoa, Chordata, Lepidosauria, Squamata, Gekkonidae. The transcript is spliced from 10 exons. The record is from RefSeq and is a predicted model, not a curated record. Bases 176 to 1402 code for a protein of 408 amino acids. Gene Ontology annotation, cellular component: nuclear body; kinetochore; cytosol. Gene Ontology annotation, biological process: mitotic cell cycle checkpoint signaling; establishment of localization in cell; mitotic sister chromatid segregation.
AGUCGCCUCGGCUUCCGUCCUCCCGCCUGUCCAAUCGCUUUGCACCAUCACGCCAUUAAGGCGGGGUUUUCUUCGGUAUCCGGAGACGUGAUUGGAGCGCUGGGCGGGCGGAGGAAUUGAAUAAAAGGGCGCGAGAAGGGGGGAAACGGUGGUUUGUUUUUGUGUCGGUGUAAGAAUGGAGAGAAGCGUAGAAGUGGGAGAAACGGCCGUGGGGCUCCUGGCUCGGCUGAAGGACGUACUUGCCUUCGAGGACCACACCAAAGAUGGGGCAGAGGCUGAGCUGCCCGUCAAAGUCUGGGCUGAGCAUGCAGUGAACACCAGAAAGACGCACAAGCUGCUGCUCAGCCAGCUGCAAGUGGUGAAGUUCCUCCUGGAUUUCCUCGACUCUGACAUCAGUGUCCAAGAUGCCUCUUCUGCGGACGUUCGGAAGGAGAUGCAAGAAGCCAAGCAGCAGUGGAAGGCCCUCAAGGCCGAGUACCAGGAGAAGGUCGAGGCCAUCGAGGAAGCCGUGCCGCACACCCUGGCCAAGCUCAAGGAGGCGCACCGCAGGGCCCAGCUCUUGGAGGAGACGCUGGGGCGCUACCGAGCCAAGAAAGAGGAAAUGGAGGCGAAGGUGAAGAAUGCUCAACAGCGAUGUCUCAAGGAACAGGAGCGUCUGCAGAAGCUGCAAGAGCAGAUGGAAGGACGGGUGGCGGAAGCACAGGGCCGGCUGCAGAGACAGCGGGAAGAGCUCCACCACCUGCAGAGGGCGCUGGAAGAGCAAGACCGCCAAGCCGGUGAUUGGCGGGAGAAGGCGCAGACAAUCUCUGACUUCCGGUGCUUCUUGGAGAUGCUGCAGGGUGUGAAAGUGACUCACGCUUCCGAGAGUGACCUGGAGCUUGAACUGACCUCUCAUGCCCAGUCUGGGACCGCCGCGCCCCAUUGUCUGAAGCUGCGCCUACACUGGAGGGAGGAUGGCAACAUCGCACUGCAGAGCGACUGCCCUUUGUUCCUUCUCCCCACCACGCUCCCCGUGGGCAGCAGGGGCACUGUCAAGGACAUCCUUCUGGAACUGCAGGACAGCCAUUUGCAGCAAGCACAGCUCCUGGCUGAGAUCGAAUCGCUGCAGAGCUGCUUUGCCAUCGAUUGGCAGCCAGAGGAGCGCCUGCUGCGUUACCUGAAGCCGUCUUCCACUUGCACCCUCCACGUGGAGCCGGGGUAUCCGACCAGCGGUGGGAUCUGCCUCCUCUCCAUCAAGAGUCAACACGGCACAGUCGCUGCCACCGGCUGUAGGCCCCCUCAGGAGACGCCCUCCCUGAAGGACUGGCUGGAAUACCUCAGCACUGUGGACUUCGGUGCGCCUUUCCUCACUAGGGCAGCUGCAGGACCCCCCGGGCAGCAUGUUCGAGAUGGGGGGUUAUGAUCUCUGGGGAGGCUCCGUCC